UUUAACUUGACCAUCUCUUCUAGAGGUCUUGAUGGGUAAACAGCCUCUGACAAUCACCGUUGCCGUCGUUCUUUUCUCGUGGGUUAAAAUUGAGUCGGAUCUGAAAGAUAAAAGCCACUCUCCACACUCAAGUGAGAGCAGUCUUGGAGGAAGUAUGCUCAGAUCCACACACCUGAGUUUGGUUGUCUUAGUCCAGGGGAGUUUGGUCCUUCUGCUCUUGUUCCAAUGCCGGGACCAAGUCCAAGCUCAGGGCGUGGGCGAAGAUGGCGGUGAGUACUACAGUACGCAACUGCCCAGGUCCUUUGGGAGUGCCCACAAGUUCGAGCCUUUACCGGGCAUACCCGUGGGCGGUCACUGUCGUUGGGAGGUCAAGCUAGACACAGUUUACGAUCGAAUUCCUUCAACCAUAACGGAAAUAUUGUGUCGCAAUCCUUCCGACACUUGUGGCGGCAACACGAAUUACGAGUGCCAGGCGAUCAAAGCUAAAAUGGUGGUGGCUUAUGUAGAUCCCUCGGAUGAUACCCUUUUGACGUAUCAGAAUAAAACCGUUUCAAUAGCUUGCGCCUGUGUCACCAAGGGUCCAAUCUUUCUCUCAACUUUUGCGAGACCUCCGGCUGAAAAAAAGCGGGGUAUUUCGCAAGCUUGAUGAACUUAAUCUCGCGACAACCAUAACUACGACAACCACGAACAUUCACCACAACCAAAACCACCACCACCAACAACAACACCAACAACUUCAAAAGCAUUCCUGCCCUACAAAUGAUACUUUUCGCACAGCAACAACUACGACUCAUACCCCAUUAUCAGCAGCAGCACCAACAACGACAAAAAUUGACAUCACAAUCUUCAAAAAUGGUUGUUGAUAAUUGUUCUCAUCGUUCGAAAAUUCAUCGGGAUUGCGAAGUGAGGUGAAGUAGAAUCGGACAGACUGACCACUUUGGCAUGUUGUUCCCAUGUGUUUUCGCCCUGGCCUCAGUUGAUGUAAAAAUUAAACCAAUUCGCAGAGUAUCAUUUGCUAGUCCUUUUGUUCAGAAAUCGUGAUCCCUCUUUUAGACGAUUAUCUUUGGCCCAUCAUCCCCUACCUUCCUCCCUACGCUCAUCGUUCCAAGCCUCCCCUUUGCUUUUCAGUCAGUUGUUUACGUACUGUCGUUGUGUUCACAAUAUUUUGCCAAUCGAGUUUGUUUGUCACACAUCUCAAAAUUCAUUCAUGCUUCAAAUAUAUCCGUUAUCGCCUCGAAUGAGAAUUAAUAAAACGAUCUUAGAUUUUGAAAGAUAUAGCUACAAUUCUUCCUUGGGAUUAAACCUCGUUCUAGAUUCAUCACUUAGUACGUGUUCCACUCAAUUUGUUUUCGUAGAUUUUCAGAUAGUUAGAACUCGGACGCUGAUUCGCUUGUAAGUACAUUCCCAAUUCUUAUCGAAAUAUAGCUUAUGUUGCUGAAAAUGUCUUUAUGAAAUACAAAAAAAAAUCACUGUCAUGAUAUUACUGCGUGACCCUUUUCUUCAUGAUCAGUGUGU
Tigriopus californicus is the source of this 1515-nucleotide messenger RNA. RefSeq lists its product as uncharacterized. The coding region runs from base 32 to 646 and encodes 204 amino acids. Gene Ontology annotation, molecular function: cytokine activity. The record is from RefSeq and is a predicted model, not a curated record. Gene Ontology annotation, cellular component: extracellular region. Lineage: Eukaryota; Metazoa; Arthropoda; Copepoda; Harpacticoida; Harpacticidae. The transcript has a single exon.